CGGCUGGCGGCGGGGUCCUUGCGCGGCUGGCAGAAGGGCCGGGCCGGAGCGGAGGGGCGGCCGGUGGCUCCGAAGCCAAGAUGGCGGAUGUGCUGAGCGUGCUGCGGCAGUACAACACGCAGAAGAAGGAGAUCGUGGUGAAGGGGGAUGAGGUGAUCUUCGGCGAGUUCUCCUGGCCCAAGAACGUCAAGACCAACUAUGUCAUUUGGGGGACAGGGAAAGAGGGCCAACCCAGGGAAUACUACACUUUGGAUUCUAUCUUGUUCCUGCUCAAUAAUGUGCACCUUUCUCAUCCUGUUUAUGUCCGCCGUGCUGCAACUGAAAACAUUCCUGUUGUAAGAAGACCUGAUAGGAAGGACUUGCUUGCAUACCUAAAUGGGGAAACAUCAACCUCAUCAAGCAUAGACAGAAGUGCUCCACUUGAAAUUGGUCUUCAACGGUCCACUCAAGUUAAAAGAGCAGCAGAUGAAAUAUUAGCAGAAGCAAAGAAACCAAGAAUAGAGGAUGAAGAGUGCGUGCGCCUUGACAAGGAGCGGUUGGCAGCUCGGUUGGAAGGACAUAAAGAAGGUAUCGUGCAAACGGAGCAGAUCAGGUCCUUGUCUGAAGCCAUGUCAGUGGAAAAAAUUGCUGCUAUCAAAGCAAAAAUCAUGGCAAAGAAAAGAUCAACUAUCAAAACUGAUCUGGAUGAUGACAUAACUGCUCUUAAACAGAGAAGUUUUGUUGAUGCUGAAGUAGAUGUAACCAGAGAUAUUGUCAGCCGGGAGAGAGUAUGGAGGACAAGAACUACAAUCUUACAAAGCACAGGCAAGAAUUUUGCCAAGAAUAUUUUUGCAAUUCUUCAAUCAGUAAAAGCCAGAGAAGAAGGCCGAGCACCUGAACAAAGACCUGCACCAAAUACAGCACCAACGGAUCCCACUUUACGAAAUAAGCAACCUAUUCCAGCUGCCUACAACAGAUAUGAUCAGGAAAGAUUCAAAGGCAAAGAGGAAACGGAAGGCUUUAAAAUUGAUACCAUGGGCACCUAUCAUGGAAUGACUCUGAAGUCUGUAACGGAAGGUGCUUCUGCUCGAAAAACACAAACUCCAGCAGCACAGCCUGUACCACGACCAGUUUCUCAAGCAAGACCACCUCCAAACCAGAAAAAAGGGUCUCGAACUCCCAUAAUCAUUAUUCCAGCAGCCACGACCUCUUUAAUAACGAUGCUUAAUGCAAAGGACCUUCUGCAAGAUCUGAAGUUUGUACCAUCAGAUGAGAAGAAGAAACAAGGCUGUCAACGAGAGAAUGAAACUCUAAUACAGAGAAGGAAGGAUCAGAUGCAGCCUGGGGGAACUACAGUCAGCGUUACUGUACCUUAUCGAGUAGUAGACCAACCUCUGAAACUUAUGCCACAAGACUGGGAUCGUGUGGUGGCAGUGUUUGUACAGGGUCCUGCUUGGCAGUUCAAAGGCUGGCCUUGGCUCUUGCCUGAUGGAUCACCUGUUGAUAUCUUUGCAAAAAUUAAAGCUUUUCAUCUCAAAUAUGAUGAAGUACGUCUGGAUCCAAAUGUACAGAAAUGGGAUGUAACAGUGUUAGAACUAAGCUACCACAAAAGACACUUGGACAGGCCAGUAUUUCUACGCUUCUGGGAAACUUUGGACAGGUAUAUGGUAAAGCACAAAUCUCACUUGAGAUUCUGAAUCCUUCAGUUGCCAUUUAUUUCCUGAAGUACGGAUUGAGAAAAAUGAAAGGUGCUCCAGUUUGGAGACCAGAGCUCACACUAUGUGAUAUGUCAAGAACUUUACAAAUGAAGAAGGGUCACAGUUUAAACUUUUUAUAAAAUCUUGUUUGGAUGCUUCAUGCUAUGGCAGGUUGAUGAUACCUGUUCUUAUUCAGAAGCAAAGGGGUUUUGCUUAAAACUAUUUUUUUAAUGUUGUUAGCCUUCUAGUCUGCAAUCCAAAUUGUAUAUUUUGAUAGCAGCAGUUUCUUCUCUGUUUUGUUAAAUUAGCCACAUUUUUAAAUAAUGUGUUUUGUUCCUUAUAGAAAAUAGAUUGAUCUUCACUGCAGGUUACAAAUGUGUGUAUGCAUGUGCGCAUGUGCGCACGUGUGUGUGUGUGUGUGUCUAUAUAUAUAAUGUAUAAAAAAAAAUUAUAGACACACUUAUACACAUAUAGAUGUUACCAGGCUUUCUAAACCACUUAGCUUCUGAGCUUAGUUUUGGUUUUCUUUGCUUAUUGUUUCACUUACUGAAAAUAUUUUGUUGUGAAUGAUACUACAUUUUAGUCAAUAGGACUUGCAAACUGAGCAAAGUGAAAAUUGUUUUCGAUAAAUCAAAACAUCAAACUGUAUAUGUAUAUUCUGUCAGUCUUUGUUGAAAAAGGGAAGAUGAAAAAUCUAGACACACUUUUUUGGAUUUGUAAUGUCCCAGUUUACUAAAUCUUUAAACUUUAUUAUAAGAAUACCUUCAAGUCAUUAACUUUAAAUUGCCAUUCUCCACACAGGUCUCUCUAAGCUGAAGGUGUGCAUGUGUACAUUCCCAUCUAUCAAAAUACCUUUGCAUAUGAGUCUAAAUGUUGCCUAGAUUAAACAAUGAAUAGAGAAGGGGAGAGAGUUUGGAUGUUUUUUUCCUGAAACAGCCGCCACAAGGAAUGAAUAAUUUUAACUUCUUUACAUUUAUACCUCUAAGACCACCUCUAAUAUUAUUAUCUUGUGACAAAGGUAGCCCAGACUAUGUCCACAGGAGUUGUAGUUUUCUGAGAUGAGUGGCUGAUAUGGCCUCCUAACAGUCCUGCAUUGGAUUGGAAAAUGAGCCUACUCCAAUUACCAAAGAACAGAUUUUCUUGAUCUACAGUAUAACUGAGGCCAGAAGACCCUGGUACUUAUAUGAAUUUAUGGUAUCUCUGUAUCUAUUUAAGAACAUUAAGUUGAUGUUGCAUACCAGUGGAUGUAGAGAAUGAUCGAAUACUGUAACACCUGCAUGAAUUUUUUUCUGGGAUAGAAAACACAUGUUUAUAUUCCUGUUCCUGAACUUCCGAACCAUGUUUUUUUAAUAUACUUUACAUUUAAGGUUUGACAAAAGUAAAAUGUUCUACCUAUUCUUGUUUAGUUUUGCUUUUUAUUUGAUGUUACCUUCAUUUUUAGUAAAUGCAGAAGGCACAUCUCCUUAAGAGGUUUCUCAAACUAUGUUUUAAAUUUAUGAAGACUGUGAGGUCUGACUUUAAUUAAAUGUUUCCAUCCCUGCUAUAUCGAGACUACUAUUUUUAAAUGGCCUUAAUGGAAAUGUAAAAAAAACCCAAACCACCAAAAAAAAAACCCCAGUGACUCCAACAUUAGAAGAAAUUGACACUGGAUUUUUGAAUGGAUUCUGUGAAGUGACUUUAGAAGAGCAGGCAAUACAGAACUACUAGAAGGUCUUCUAUUUGUAUGGGCAGUUGGUCAAUACCAAAUGACUGUUUUUUCCCAAUACUUAAGCUUAUUAUAAAUGUAACCGUGUCAUACAUGAGUGAGCUAAAACAUUCAAUACUUUGUUUUAACCUGUACUUUAGUUAGAAAAGCUGUAAUGGCUAUCAACCCAGCAAUCACUACCAUGAGGAAGUGGUUCAAUUUAGGGUUUAUUACUGCUUUAAAUAGUGGGAUAUCAUGUAUGUUUUUUUUAACUCUUAAACACUUCCAAUGAGAAAUGUAAUUUUUUUCAGACUUAAUCAGUACUUCGUGGCCCAUGCCGUUUUAAAGAGAUUUGUACAAUGGGCAGCGAACUUAAAAAGCAAAUUCUGAAGAAAUGUGUGCUUCGUGUGCUGUGAUAUACAGACUAUAUAGUGGUCUUAAAAUAGGCAAGGUCCAAUUAUCUUUUCUCUGUCCUGUAUUUCAUUUGUGUUUUAAACGCAUGUGUAAUCCCAGGUCCAAUAUUGUAUACCGGAGAUGGCUUGCUUUAGAUGUAAAUUUAUGUAUAUAUUGGGAAUAACUCCUCUGAAACUAGUGAAGUUACAUGGAUGUGAAACUGGCAGAAGAGCAAAAUCCAUGAAAUCUUUGUAUUGAACUGUGCCAUUUUUUAGGGAUUGAGCAUAGACCUUUAAUAUCUUAGAAUUUGUACUUGCAAGCAAUUUACAACACAAGUUAUAAAAUAUGUGUUUGUGAAGGAGUCGGCACCUGAUCGUGCAUAUUUUUGUCAGUCAUAAAGGUAGUGAUGUUUAUAAAAUGAGCCAUUUUGCAAUCAGAUUCCUGCUGACAUUAUUGCAAGUUUAAUUACGUUGUCAGAAUAGCAUUCCUGCUGCCUUCAUAAAUAACUGCACAUAGAUUAUGAAACUACUUGGACUUAAAAAUUUAGCCUUACAGCAGCAUUUUGCAAAACAGCUGGAAUUUUAGACACUUAUGCUUAAUUUAUCAACAAGUUAAUGUAGAGUAGUAAAGGAAACCGAUACUAAGAACUGGGGAAGCUGGAGGAUCAGACAUCUGUUUUAGUGAGCUGCAUUCUUAUUGUUGAGCAAAUUUGACGCACUACUUAGAGGUGUAUAAAGUGUGUAAAUUGUACUCAGUUAAAAUGUAUAACUAAAACUGAGCUACUUCACUGACUGUAGUUUACUGAACAGUAGAAUGAUAGCAGCAUGGGAAUCGGAUAUCAAACUGGCUGUUUCUAUUAAACAUCUUAAGUGUCAUAACUCUACACUGUUUCAUAAGUACAAGAUAAACGAGAUGAAACACGAUAAAACAAGAUGAAGACUGGUUUGAAGUCUGCUAUUGGGUUCCCAUACUGUCAGCAGGUGAUUAUCUCUUUUAGUAGCAAGGUUAUAGGGGCCAGUAGACAUAUCUGAAGUAAUGAUUUUAUAUUAAAAACUAAAAUACAUGUGAUUUAUACUAUCUGAGCUUUCUGAAUGCUACCCUGAAUAAAGCAGACAAAGGGGGCAUUUUUUUGUAAGGUAAAGUAGGGCAACUGCAGGGACUUGCAUACCUGAAGAAACUGCAGAUCAGCAUCCUCAAUUGAGUAAGCUCAGCUAUUUAGUUAUUACCUGGAAAUUUUUGUAGCAAGAUAGUUUCACAAAUAGGUACUAAAGUCGGUGCUUAAGCUAGACAAUUUAUAGAACUGUUCUGCAGUGGUGUAAACCUUUUUAUUUCUGAAUACAGAAGAAAAUGUAGAUAGCAGAUUGUGUGUUAAGUUGCCCUUGAUCGUAAGUUGAACAAUUAUGUGAUAUUUGACAGAUAAGCCUUUAUCAGAAGAGCAAAUUUGUUUUUGGCUUUCAUUUGAUAUGCAGUGUAUAAAAUAUUACCAUUCUCUGCAGGGACCUGCAAAACUAAGUUUUAUUAGUACAGCUUUCAUUCUUUUGCUGGUGAAAUAUGCACUUAGUUGCUAAUUCUUGCAAACACAAUAUGAAAAAAAAAAAGCUGGUCAAAAUUAAUGGCUUAGGGAAUUUAAAAUUUAAUGUCAUGAAUGCAUUUUAAUUCAAAAGCCAUAACUAAUGCCAAGUACUUUAUUAGAGCAAUGUGUUCAUGAAAAAUUAAAAUCCCUGUCUGAAGAAACCGUUGGCCAAGUAGGUUACAGUUCAACUAGUGUGUGCAAAAAUGUACCACAAACUGGAAUCUCCAAAUGUCAUAUUUGGGGUUGCUCAUUUGUUACUUAACUGAUUUUUUUUUUGAAGAGAGAUGGCAGUUUUGCUUUCGUUUUCUGAACACCUACGUACGUCAGUAGCAACUGCGUAGUUUUUGUGUAAUGCUAAGACUGUUAACAUGAUACAACGAUUCUGAGGCAGUGAUUGAAAACAGAUCACUUUAAGUAUGAAGUUGCUUAAGUGGAGCUCAUGCACUUGACAAAGAUAAAGAUGGUUUCUUAAUGGAACUAUGAUCCAGUGGGUAACAUCAAGUCCAUUGUUCAGCUGUCAUUGACUUGUCUGUAGAUCAUUCUUCUCAGUGGUGAUGCUAUUAUAGAGGGCAAGUUUGAGAAUAAUGAGAUUUAAUCAAGCAAAAUUCAUUGGUAGGUAGUACACAGUGACAGGCCAUGCAUCCAGACUGAUUUACUGUGUUAAUUUUACUUUAAACAAAAAUUUUAUAAUUUUUUAAUAAGAAUGCAAAGAACAAUCUCAAAUGUUUGAAACUUUAUUGCAGAGACUAGUUCACAUAUAAAACUGAAAGAUAUGAGGUGGUACAUAAAAUCUGUAAGAAAAAUA
Molecule: messenger RNA, 6131 nt
Organism: Harpia harpyja (harpy eagle)
Lineage: Eukaryota; Metazoa; Chordata; Aves; Accipitriformes; Accipitridae
Gene: CDC73
Product: cell division cycle 73
Exons: 17
Coding region: 81-1676 (531 amino acids)
Biological process (GO): positive regulation of transcription elongation by RNA polymerase II; transcription elongation by RNA polymerase II
Cellular component (GO): Cdc73/Paf1 complex
Molecular function (GO): RNA polymerase II complex binding
Source: RefSeq, a predicted model, not a curated record